Messenger RNA from Setaria italica (foxtail millet), 874 nucleotides. Its product is annotated as translocator protein homolog. Lineage: Eukaryota; Viridiplantae; Streptophyta; Magnoliopsida; Poales; Poaceae. The transcript has a single exon. Gene Ontology annotation, cellular component: membrane. The record is from RefSeq and is a predicted model, not a curated record. The coding region runs from base 76 to 645 and encodes 189 amino acids.
CAUCUCACGAUCAUCGCGCUCGCCGACCAAGCAAAUCGGCCGGAAACCUAGCAGCCUCUCCAGAUCGCAUCAGCCAUGGCGGCCGCCGCGCAAGAAGGCCUGACCCACCGCGUCGCCGCCAGGGACGACGACGCCAGGAACGCCGCGGUCGCCGGCGGCGCACCCACCAGCCGGGACCCGAGCUCGAGGAAGCCGGGCGCCCGGCGCGGCCUCCGGUCGCUCGCCGCCGCGGUGUCCCUCUCGGCCGGGCUCGCCGCGCUGUCCUUCUUCCUCUCCACCGGCUCGGCGGCGCACAGGGCGGCGCCGGCGUCGACAGUGGCGAUCGUGCGGGCCGGGUCAGUGGCGUCGGAGGCGGUGUUGGCGGUGGCGGCGUGGAUGACGUGGGCGGAGGGCGGGCUGCACGCGCGCCCGGCCGCCACGCUGCUCCCCUACGCGGCGCGGCUGGCGUGCGCCCUCGCGUGGGCGCCGCUCGUGCUGGGCCACGGCGCGGUGCUCGCGGGCCUCGCGUGCUGCGCGGCCAUGGCCGCCGGCGCCGCGGCGUGCGCGCGAGGGUUCGGCGCCGUGAACCCCGUCGCCGGGGACCUCGCCAAGCCCGCCGUUGCAUGGGCCGUGCUCCUCGCCGUCGUCAACUACAAGAUGCUCUGAGCGCGGCUGGCGUUCCGCCCUCCAACUCGAUCUCUUUCUCUUUCUCGUGCGUGUUGUGUUCAUGUUCGAUCGCGUGCAGGGCCUCUCUCUCCCUCCCUCCCUCGCUCUCUCUCUCUGAGCGCACAGUAUUUUGUUGUGUGGACACGUUUGUAUUAUACUGCAUGACUUGCGAUGUGAGUGUAUACUGUAUGCACAACAACGUAUGUACUCGUAUGUCGUAUGUUACGUA